Molecule: messenger RNA, 2441 nt
Organism: Phyllopteryx taeniolatus (common seadragon)
Lineage: Eukaryota; Metazoa; Chordata; Actinopteri; Syngnathiformes; Syngnathidae
Product: b(0,+)-type amino acid transporter 1-like
Exons: 1
Coding region: 813-1544 (243 amino acids)
Biological process (GO): amino acid transmembrane transport
Cellular component (GO): membrane
Molecular function (GO): L-amino acid transmembrane transporter activity
Source: RefSeq, a predicted model, not a curated record
UUUUAACUUUUCCUCUGUAGAGAUAAGACCAAAAUGAUUCACACCUAGCUAAGUUUUUCUGUAUUAGUCUUUUGGCACACACAAAAAAAAAGUUAAUAGCUGUUUAAUUAAAAUGACAAAAAUACUGUUCUGUAGUUACCGGAGUUGGCAAACAUGUGCUCAAGUGCCACAAUGAAAACAUAGGCCAGUGUAAGUUAAAGUGCAACCAAACCUAUUUUCGUGUUUUGUUUCGAAAUACAUUAAAAUGUGUUUGAAGAUCAGCGCUGAAAAUGUGCAGAUUGAGAACAACAUAGUACUGAAUUGUUGCGCUAUGGCUUAAAAACUCUUUCACCAUUUUCUAUUUCUUCAUUUUAUUAUUAUUAUUUGAAGUAGUGGUAGUAGUACUAUUAUUAUUUAUGAUUAUGUAUUUCAUAUCUAUUGGUACUCGAUCUCUUCAUUUGCAAAUAAAAUUUACCAUUCAACAAAUAUCAAAUGAGUUUUACUCAAAAUCUGGAUGUAGGGAUUUCAAUCAUUUUGACCAUAUCUAUGUGUAAAUAUUACCUUCAUUUUAAUUUUCUCCUUAUGUAACCAAGAGAGACACAAGCGUUUUGGAAGACUGAGUCACGUUCAGAUAAGGCACACUUGCUCGUGGACAUAAACAUUUACGAGGAAAAAGGAGUAAAGUUAGUUAGUCAGUAGAACUGACCUUGAGGUUUUGCUCAUUCUUUACCGAGUUUUGUCCUUUGCUCUAAACAGACACGACUUCAUAAUUGGAGGGUCAACACUGUUUUUGUGCUAUCUGAUCCGAUCUGUGCAAGCCAGAAGCUGUGGAAAUGAAAAGGGAAAUCGGGUUGAUAGGUGGCGUGGCAUUUAUUUCAGGAACCAUGAUUGGAUCCGGUAUAUUCAUGUCACCGCAGUUUGUGCUGGCCUACACAGGAAGCCCUGGAGCAAGCUUGUUGAUCUGGGCCCUCUCUGGAGUUGUGGCCAUGUUUGCGGCGUUGUCCUACACCGAACUUGGAACCGUUAUCCCUGAGUCUGGGGGCGAAUUUAUUUACAUCCUUCGGAUCUACGGGUCAUGUCCUGCUUUCUUUGCAGCAAUUACUUUCAUUCUGGUCGUCAAGCCUUUUAGCAUUGCUGCGGUGUCAAUUAGCAUCGCAAAGUAUGCAACAGCCCCCUUUUACAGUGGAUGUGAUCCCCCACAGCUGAUGGUGAAGUGCGUCGCAGCUGUGGCCAUACUGACUGUUGCCAUCGUAAACAUCUUGAACGUACGCCUCGCUGUCAGAAUCCAAGUCGUCUUCCUGAUGGCCAAAGUCUUAACAUUGACACUUAUUGUAAUUGGAGGAAUUGUGGCGCUCACACAGAACAAUGGUGUCAUUGUACGAAAUUUGAAUGUUGACGAUGCUUUUAAGGGCACUCAGUAUUCCUUUAGCACGAUGGGAAUGGCUUUUUAUCAAGGACUCUGGUCAUAUUCUGGCUGGUACAACUUAAACUAUGUCAUUGAGGAACUGAAACAACCGCAGGUGAGACCGGAAAAAAGGUGGGAUUUUACAUCAAAAUCACGGUAAUGAUUUUGCCAAUGUGUUAUUGUGAAUCUGCCAAAUGAUGGUUCGACAUUCAAUGGGAGAAAUGUUUAAUUGAGCCAACUGGAGUCUUUUCACGAAAUGCACUUUGUCAAAGGCAAAUAACAUAUCAGUUGAUACGCAACAACUGAACUCUUUCGUUCAGGGCAGGUGGACAAAAUACUUGGUGAAACGACUUGGUGAAAUUGGUUGUUUUGUGUACAUCCCUUUAAUGUUUUGCUGAAGCACCUUAUAAUCUCAACUUUGUUAAACACAAGCCGCACUAAAGUGCCCACAACAAAAUUAAGGUAAGGUCAUUUAUUAUUCAACAUCGUCCCUCACUUUCUUUCAGUCUGAUCUGACUGAAAUGCCUCAGCCAUUCAUUCUCUGUUUGCUGACCCCACAGUCUUCAAGGCUGUUUUCUCAUGCAGGCUUUCCUCUGAAGUCCUUAGUCAUCUUCUUGCAGAAAAAAAAAAAAAAGUUCUUCACGCUGCUUCUUCCAACGUCACAUCAUCCAUUAAUUUACUUAAAGCUCAUGUGCAGAGGCUCAAUUGCUCUUUUUACUGGAUUGAUUGAUUUGAUUGUAACAAGGUAGAGAUUUUGUUGCGUUUUCAGCAGAUAUGAAUACCGGUCUGAAUGCUCCAAUGUGUACGGUUUUGAUUUAAAAACGUGAGCAGUUAACACUUCACCAUGGAGUUCAUCAAGAAAAAAAAUCAUGACCAAGUCAACUCGGUUUCCACCAAUCCAGGGUCUGCCUUUCACACAAAGUCGGCUGGGAUAGGCGGAACUCCCAGCGACCCUGAACAGGAUAACCAGUAUAGAAAAAGGAUGGAUGGGUGGACUGAUAGAGGGAUAAACACACUUUUGGUGACAGAAGCUAAGAAUAGAUGAGAAUGUGACGCU